Messenger RNA from Fimicolochytrium jonesii, 1779 nucleotides. Its product is annotated as iron hydrogenase. The transcript is spliced from 2 exons. Gene Ontology annotation, molecular function: 4 iron, 4 sulfur cluster binding. The coding region runs from base 1 to 1779 and encodes 592 amino acids. The record is from RefSeq and is a predicted model, not a curated record. Gene Ontology annotation, cellular component: cytosolic [4Fe-4S] assembly targeting complex. NCBI's taxonomy places the organism in Eukaryota, Fungi, Chytridiomycota, Chytridiomycetes, Spizellomycetales, Powellomycetaceae. Gene Ontology annotation, biological process: iron-sulfur cluster assembly.
AUGGGCUUCUCGGGUGCAGUCACCCUCACCGACCUCAACGACUUCAUCACCCCCUCCCAGGCCUGUAUCAAGCCAGUCGAAGUCAAGAAGAAGGCUAAUGACCAGUCGCAGAUACGGAUAGACGACACAGGCGGCUACUACGAGGUCUCCCGGGACGGCGACGAAACGAAACUCGAAACAGCUUCCAUAUCGCUCAACGACUGUCUAGCAUGCAGCGGGUGUAUCACCUCCGCGGAGAGUGUACUGAUCACAAUGCAGAGCCAUAAAGAGCUCUAUGAUGUUCUAAAGGCGAACAAAGAGGCGGAGGCGAACGGCGGAGUGGUGUCGGCAGGAGAAGUGGCGAUGGAGGUGAAUGGCGAGGAAGCACCUCAGAGACCACAAUUCCGCACGGUGGUCAUUUCGGUCUCGCCGCAGUCGCGAGCGUCGUUGGCAGCAAAGUAUAACAUCACGCCACUGGAAGUGCACAAACGGUUACUGUGGUUCUUCAAAUCGUACCUGGGUGCACACUAUGUCUUCGACACGGCCUUCUCGCGCGAUUUCGCGUUACUGGAGAGCGGAAGGGAAUUCGUCAAGCGGUACAGACAAUACCGCGGAGGGGGUGCAAUAGGAUUGCAAAGCCCCCUAUCGACGUCAUCACCACCCUCACCACCUGCCCCACUCCCCAUGCUCGCCAGCGCCUGCCCGGGCUGGAUCUGCUACGCCGAAAAAACGCACGAUCACAUCAUCCCUUACAUCGACAGCACCAAAUCCCCUCAACAAAUCAUGGGCUCCCUCGUGAAAGACUACCUCGCGCGGCAAGUCGGCCACACCUCGCCCGCGCAAGUCUACCACGUCGCCGUGAUGCCCUGCUACGACAAGAAACUCGAAGCGUCCCGCCAGGAUUUCUACAGCGACCUGUAUUCCACCCGCGACGUCGAUUGCGUGAUCACUACCGGCGAGGUCGACCAGAUGCUAGCGGAACAUAACAUGCACCUCCCCGAUAUCCCCGCCCUACCACUGGACGACAGCCUGUUCACGAAAGCCGUCAUGCACUCGCCGGCCGAUAACUACAACCCAAUGGCUAUAACCGCCCUCAUCGACGCACCCAUAUUAGCGGGAACAGAAGGCUCCUCAUCAGGCGGCUACCUCUCCUACAUCCUCCGCUACGCCGCCUCCGAGCUGUUCAACAUCCAGCUGUCCCUCGAGGACGUCGAAGCAGGCACGAACGGCGUCGAGAUCCGCCCGGGACGAAACCCCGAUUCGAAGGAGUACCUGUUCUACCUCCCCACGGAUACGGAAACGCCCGUGCUGAGGUUCGCGAUCGCGUACGGGUUUAGGAAUAUACAGAAUCUGGUGAGGAAGGUCGAUGCCCCUGCGUCCGCUUCGGCAGCGACGGGGACAGGGACGGGGAUGCGGGGCGCUGUGAGGAGACGGCGGGUGGGUGCGGCGUCUGCUUCCACUGCGGCUGUAACGGCACCAUACGACUACAUCGAAAUCAUGGCCUGUCCCUCUGGCUGCAUCAACGGCGGCGGGCAGCUCAAACCACCCACGCCCCCUCCCUCACCCAUCCCAACCACCACCCCCACCAACCCCCGCGACUGGAUCAACCUAACCGAGCAAGCCUACCGCAGUGUCGCGCGCACAGGCGGCGUGCAGCCCCCGGAUAGAAACGCGGCGGUGGAUCUGUUGUAUGAGACGUGGUUGGGUGGGAGGGAGACGGAGAAGGCGAGGGAGAUGCUGCAUACGCGGUAUCGGGCGGUGGAGAAGACGGAUGUGAGUGGGUUGGCUGUUAAGUGGUAG